Messenger RNA from Varroa destructor (honeybee mite), 10633 nucleotides. RefSeq names its product pyrokinin-1 receptor-like. Gene Ontology annotation, molecular function: neuropeptide receptor activity. Gene Ontology annotation, biological process: neuropeptide signaling pathway. Gene Ontology annotation, cellular component: plasma membrane. Lineage: Eukaryota; Metazoa; Arthropoda; Arachnida; Mesostigmata; Varroidae. The record is from RefSeq and is a predicted model, not a curated record.
CUGUUCGGGCUAUGCCAAGCCGGACCUCCACGACGAAAACCUCACCAGUAAGAAAGGGAAACAAGGAACCAAGCGGAGGGAAGGGACCGCCUAAACCGGGUAUGCAAUGCUGCCCACCAUGGCAUAAUGGUAAGGCUUGUCAUAGACCUACCCUCAGCUUUCAAGCUCGUCAACUAAGUCUGGUCGAAAGCAGAGUAGCAGCAGCCACCUGCCCGAACGCCACCCGCCUUGGUAAGUGGUUUGAGGAAGAGCGCUUUGGAAAGGAGUGGAGAGUGCCGGAGAAGUCAGUGCGCGCACCCAACACGAAGAACAUCAGCGGCGACGAUGGCGGCGGCGGCGGCGGCGGCGGCGGCGAUGACGACGGCGUAGCAGUUUUGGCAGAGCCUGCGUUUGCACUCGGCUGAUGUAGAGGCGCCGCAACGCGGGCUUCGUUCGCAGAGGCAACAGUGACCAAGAUAGGGCAAACGACGGACUCGAUGUUGUUGUAGUUCGCUUACUUUACUCACAAACGGUACGACGUCUGUUUACUGGAAAUAACGACCGAAAGUGCCACGGCCUUUACAACAGCAGCGCUGGUAACAUCGAGUAUAGUAAAAAAACGAGUGCUGCUUUAAUCGGCAACAAACAUUAGUUAUCAACAAUAACAUGGACCUUAGUAAGUACUUAUAGCCGACAUGCCUGCUGUAGUGGAGAGACAAUUUAUGGUUCUUCUGCUAUUUUUACUACUCCUGUUGAUGCCGCCAGAGCAACAACUACUGCUCGUGAGUCUGUCUUAGUUCUUGUCGAAGCACUGAAUGCCGCCACCAGAUCAUCAGGCAGAUCUCAUACGAAGUAACGGUCAAAAUGGCCAGCGACUCAAGGCAACGCUACUGCCAACAGUUCUGCUAACGCUGAUUCGGAGAAGACACUGACCAGGGUCGAAAACACUUAGGAUAUUCUUGUGUAUGUCCAUCCAUUUGACUUCGUUUAUCUGUCGCAGUCUAUUGUGUGUGUCUGUGACCGCAAAUGUUGGACUUGUCGAAGCAAUUGCAACUGUGCUAGUUACUCCGUUAGCGCGAUUGGUAACGAUAAUUGCCGCUCACUAUACCGGUGAUCUGACAACACUGAUAGUAGUUGUCUCAGAAGUUAAAGGCUUUUUUAAGCUUCUCAACAAGAUUGCGGCCCUAAGCAAGGCACGUUGCUUGAGGCUAGCUGUAGCUACACGAUCGGCGGGAGAAAGGUAGGCACGCAGGGAAAGUGUCCUGCAAUAGUAGCGACAGUACCAAUAGGCCGCUAUAAGUAUCGAGGUGUGUGAACUGUGAAGAAAAAAACCAGCUAUGGAAGGUGCCAGUGCAUUGUUAAGUACAACGAAGAGAAUUAAGUAACUUUUUUCUAAUCGUUUUAUAGCGCGCGGAAUCAAUCGGCAACGUUUGUCUCAGCGUCGCUCAUACGUAAAUCAUUAACAAGGACAAUGACUGAACUCGCGUUUGUAAGACUGCACUAAAGAUUACGAUUCUAAACCGUUCAAUUUUUCUGUUUGUACUUUUCGUUUAUCUGUGAUAGGCGAAUAUAAUUUUAGUUGGUGCUAAUAAGUUGCGGGUCAUUUUGUUUUGGUGUAUUGACAAGGACGCAUAAUACCUGUGCUCGGUAGGACCAGUCCAGCGGUCCUUAUACUACGGAAUACUAAACGAAAUAGUUUCAUACGGUAGUGGUAAACCCCUAAGCGAAGGGGAUCCGAGUUGGCUCAAAAUCUUGGCAUUUGAGCUGGAGUUGUCUGUGGCAGAACUGUUACCAGAAUCAGCCUAAGUAAUCAGCGCCCUUCAUAGAAGUAUUUACAUGUAGUUUCUGCACGUCAUUGAUAGCCAUUGGAGCAUUAACUUUUAAUUGUUAAUUGUCCACUAGUGGCUAUGCAUAUAAUACAGAUUAACUGGUAAAGAAAAUAAGGAGCCAUAUAUCUUUGUUGAGGGCGCUUCGAAACAUUCUUCAAAAGGAAGAUUAUGCACUUGAAGUGUACAACGCGUACAAGCGUGUGUUAUUCUUACAACGAAGUUCCGUUUUCCGGUAUUCGGAUAGCGUAGGGCCUCAGGAAAAGAAAGUAUUGGUAACUUGUGUACAGACGACGAUAGGUGUCGACUCGGGUCAAAUAAAAGUUGUCCGUUAAAGAAGGCGAACGAAGCUCGCGUAUGAUCAAUUGUACCACGGUGAUGGAUAUAACGCGGCGUUUACGUUGUCCUUUGUGAGUGACCGAAGCAGAUAGCGGCAUUUAGAAGACAUUUACCACUCUCUCCAUUACCGAAUAAUUAUCGAAAUCCCAAAGCAUUAUUCGGCCUCCAGGCUAUUGAUUACUCGUUAUUGAUUCGAUGGUCGCGGUUCAAAGAACCCAACCUAUUCUAUCCUUAGUUGGGCAACCGUCAAUCGGGGUUUUGCAAGUCGUCAAGAAAAAUUGCGCAUCCCGAUACGAACCCUUGUACCACGGAGCGUCUCCAGUAGACAGAAGAGAUUUCUGACAGCGUUAAAACGACAGGCUAAAAGGUUGAAAGUUUUGAACUCCGAUGAAAACAUACAGGGUCUGAAGUUGUCAAAGCUAAAAAUAUGAUAGUUUUUUGCUCAGAUUACUAUUUCGACCCUAGAGCAUUACUGCAGUGUACGCCGACGCUGUUCCUGACGCUAAUGACUUCUUUUAACCAACGAUGACUUUCCACAUGCGUCAAAGCGCCGUCGUUGACUAGAAAUAUGUAUCGCUUAUCUAAAAGUUAUAUUAAGCUCACAGGCCUACUUUGAACUAGGAGGGAAUUUUUACCAAAUUCGAACAAAGACUUCCUAAUUGAGUUUCAAUAUUCCGUGAUCUGGGCUGGCCACAUGGCCUGACCUCGCCCAAAAUCCUAUCAGUGCCUGUUUAAGGUGAGUUAGGUAUGUGCCGCACCGAGUACGAGGCUGCCAAUAGGCUGCUAGGUGACCUGAGUACAGUUUAUCUUCAAAAGUUUCCCUUUUGACACUUUGUUUGGCCAUUUCGACGAUUUGUAGUAGCAUACGCAACAGCAACAAUAACGCAUAACGGCGAAACAAGUGCCUCUAACCGACGUAGGGAAAUACUUUCGGUUAUAGCAGAAGCGUUCGACACGUCAAUAUCCAGCACUCAGGAAAAUCCGAACCAGAAAGCAAUAAGCUGCUAUGUUUCUACUUGACCAAAGUCACUGUUAAAAUGAAUUGUCAAUAGCGGUAUAACGUAACGCAAGAUGCCGAUAAAUGCCCACGGUUGCUACACCUAACACGUCGAUAUCGUCGCCCCAGGACGUCCAAGCUAUCACCUGUCAGGCGAGCGGGUGGAAAAUCGGCAGCGGCAGGAGUUACGAAUACUUCGAAGAUUAUUUCUAUCGCAGUUCAAAGAAAUUAAGUGAAGCAGCGUUGAGCAGGACAGGGUUUCUUUAAGUUACAGUACAUAUAGACGGUUUUGUCACUGGAGAGACGGUUAUCAUGGGUAAACAAACAGCCCAACUAGUCCCGGGAUGACACAAUCGAAAGGAUAACGACUACGUGUAAAGAACAGAUAGCAGAAUGUAUAGCAGUCGUGUAAAACGUUAACUAAUAAUGACGACACAACGAAACAAAAAACAGCAUUUCUCUAAGUCAUAUUCAGCUCUUGCUCAGUUCAGUUCUGCAAACAAUACAGAAAUUCGCUAAGCAAAAAUAGAUAUACCUCUGAAUCGGCCAAUCAAGAAAACGGCUAAAAUACGCAGUAGUAAAAGGGUCGAAAGUACCUCGUCAAUUAGAGAGUUGGGUGCGUGGGAAGCGCAAGCUGUGACCUGCUAGCCGGAAAAACGUGAAAAAUCGGUGCUGACUCAAAGAGAGUUCUUUGAAGUGUAGUGGCUCAAGGACAGUGCAUCGUUCUAAGCAUCAUUCAGCCGUGUGAACUAUAGUGGUACGUUGUGAAGCUUAGUUCUCGUACAGGCUGUAAAUAUACCUUCAAUGCAAAAUUCAGCAAUGACAGUUUUGUGGACAAGUGAAGAUCAGUGCCUAAAAACGUUGUGGAUACCUCAAUUUCAUAAUGUCAAUUCGAUAUCAAGUCGGCUGUGUUGAAUCAGAGGAGUUUUCCGUGCACUGCUUCCCUAAGCUCGGUGUGAAAUAUCCGUAGCAGUCUUCUAGCGUGUCCGAGGACGGUGUACAUUUAACGUUCAAAGAAAAUACGAGAAUUGAUAUCAUCGUAGUCAACCAAGUAACAGAUUUGAUAACAUUCUGGGAUUAGCAUCCCAACAUUCCAUAAUCACCGUGCCGUGCUGAAAGUUUGUCAGGCUGUACCUAACCUGGAGGAUCUGCACUUGGGUAGCUUCCUCGAGCCACCCUCUACUGCACAAUACUUAAUCGACAACUAUACCGUGCUAAAUAGAGAGACGAGCAUGGAGCCUGCUCAAGAACAUAGCCAUUAUUUACGGCCAGCGUCAAACAACAUCACUAUGGCCUUGUUCGCCAUGAUGGCGGGUGGUAACCUAAGCACUAUUGCUCAGCGAAACCUUAGCGAGGAGCUGUUGGCGAUGGCGGUAUCCGUAUUAAACAGCAGCAAUCACUUCGUAACAACGGCCGAAGCAGAAAUGCAGGACGAGCGUGUCAUAUCCGAGAAAAUCACCAUGACUAUUUUUUAUAGUGUGAUUUUCAUCACGGGGGUGUUUGGCAACAUCUGCACAUGUCUUGUAAUCGCGCUCAAUCGGUACAUGCAUACGGCAACGAACUACUACCUAUUCUCGUUAUCAAUCUCGGACUUGCUUUUACUGUUGCUGGGUUUGCCAAACGAUACCAUACAGUUAUGGGCGUCCGAACAGAAGGUCAGCUAUACGUUCUGCAUAGCAAGAGGGUUUCUGUCAGAGACGGCGACGGACGCUUCGAUACUUACAAUAACAGCGUUCACUAUGGAGCGUUACGUCGCCAUCUGUCACCCGCUCAGGGCACACAGAGUGUCAACAUUGGAACGCGCUGUGAAGACCAUCUUAAUCGUAUGGAUUGCUGCAGCGACGAGUGCCUAUCCGAUCGUUGCACAGUAUGGUUUAAACGAGGAUGGCAUCUGUACAGUUGUGAAUAAUUUUCUACCGAACAUGUUCUUGAUAUCAACGGUACUAUUUUUUAUCAUGCCGCUAACCGUCAUCGUAGUUCUGUAUGUGCUCAUCGGUUUGCAGCUGAGAAGAUCGGCGAGUGCGGGGACCAGGGGUGACGUUUCGCCAGAUACCCGACAGCAUCACCAGCAUAAUCGACAACAGUUGCAGCAACAGCAGCAGAGCUGCCGUGAUGAAAACGGGAGUAUACGGACAAGUUGCAAAACGCCCAGACACACCGGUGGUGGUUCGAAGAGGGCUGUCGUAAAAAUGUUAGUCGCUGUUGUAAUAUCGUUCUUCGUCUGUUGGACUCCAUUCCACAUUCAGCGGGUGUUAGCUCAGUCGCUUUCGGACAUCAGCGCAGACGACGGGGCACAAGAGCCAAACAGACAGUUGCUAACUGUUUACGUGAUCAUUCACCACGUUUCGGGCAUAUCCUACUAUCUCAGCGCUACGGUCAAUCCAAUCUUAUAUCAGGUUUUGUCUUUGAAGUUUCGUCAGGCGAUGCGAGACACGUUUUUACGUUGUUGCACACAUUGUUGUUGCGGGUUGUUCGCUUGUCAUGGAGAGGAACAGACGUUUACGACGAACUUCUACAAUAGUAGUCAUCAGGCUAGCGGCUUGACGCGGAACGCAUCUACUAGGUGUUCGACGAUGGGGCGAAACAAUUUUACCGGUAGCUGUAGAAGUUACUCACCAACGAAUAGUACCAUACUAGAUCGAAGUGGCAGUAAUAAACUUAACAAUCGUGGGACUCCUGUUACCGUGGCCAACAGCGACCUUCUACCCGAAAAGAGCGAUAGCGUAGUACGCAGACCGCUCACGGAUGCAAAUGGUCUGUUGACAGUUGACGUUGCCCCGACAAUAAUUCAAAUCCCAGAGACCAAGGACACCACCAAGAACAAGGAGAGCAAGACUAAAAUGAAGGAUGCAACGAAUCGAGAACGGCUCAUUGCACUAGCCAAUAACAAGACGAACGGAAACCCACAAGUGAUCGUGACGACCGAGACGUGAACCCUUCAAAGGUUAGGUACGGUAACAGCAGAGUCCUUAUAGCUAAAAUGAACACUUAAAAGUACCCGAAGUGCCAAAUAAGAUAUCCAUUACAUAUAGAGUAAAGUUUGUUUUAAGCACAAUUGUUCUUAAAAACACUUAUGGUUCUAUAACAUAUAUAUGCGUUAUGGCGGAGCUACGUCAUAUCUACACAACUUCGUCCCAUCCUCGCAUCAUACUUCAAAAUACAUCAGAGCAAAACAGUUCAGGGAUUUAGAUCACUGUCGUGAUCUUAACUAGACAGGUGGUGCUUUUUUGUUUCAUUGUUCUCACGAUGGCGAAAAGACAUAUACACCUGUGUCAUUAUCUUGGUUAUUAUAGAAAAUAAAGCAAAUGGUAGGCACGUUUAAUAUAAUUAGUGUAACCGAUCUACCAGGUAGGCUAUAAAUGUUUCUUUGCUCAGAGUGAAUGUACCUUAAUAGCGCCGAUACAUACGAUUCAAGGACGGCUGUUGCAUGCUUAAUGAAGCUGAAUACUGAACCACUAAUAUGGGGAGGCAGUGAACCAGAUAGAACGACCGGGUAUUUUUGUGACCUACAAACGAUAAUAAUCUUUCGUUAUUGUCUACUAAUAGAACUUUAACUCAAACUCAUACUUACCUGUAAUAACAAUUGUGAAGAUAAUUCAGCGUACAACAUCGGUGUACGAAAUGAAGCCAAGAAGAAUAUAUAAAUAACCUCUAGAACGACUAUAUCACAAGGAAAAACAUCGUUCAUUGAUACAUGAGGUCACUCCCUUAUUCAGUAAAUAGUGAUAAACAUAUGAUCAAACUAGGGUUAGACAGAUUAGAUAUACAGACUGUGAACUGUAAAUAUCUUAUUGAAAUGAACAUGGUGGAGUGAAGAUAGAGCAACGGGUUGAGCAAACGCAAGUCGUUUGUGCUUGUCAAUGACGAAAAUAAAAAUGAAACCAAGGUUUGUAUCAACGAUAAAAGCUACGCUGUUGAGCACAUAUUUAUGUUGUUUUUAUGCGCAUACAUACGCAUGCAAGGACAGAUUGUCAUGUCGUCCUCGAAAGAAGAAUAACUCCGUAAAAGGCCCGCUUUUUUCGUGGACGCCAAUAAUGUGUUUAUUCCAGCCACUAUUCUCUUCCUGUCUUAAUUGAAUCGUAUGGAAUCAAAGAUGAUUUGGACAAGGAUGUGGAAGCUCUUUCGCUUAUUGGUUAUUGCGCCAAGCGAGCGCCAUUUUUACGAUUUUGCUGUAUUACUAUGACAUGGACAUCUUCUCCUGGUGAAACAAAUUCAGGCGAACAGUUUUGCUUAGGGUGUCGUUAGUUCUGAUGCGACGCUGCUACCGCUUAGCCAUCAUUCAGGCUGAGUCCUAUAAACCUAUGCGUAUAUAGAUGAAUAGCUUCAAACGAGGUGAGAAUUCGACGAAUUGUGACUUCUAUUGUCUGAAAGAAUGGUACAGGCUAAAACAGUUAUGCCAUUGCAAUUUCGAUUGCGGCGUACCAAUUCAAUGCCUCCGCACAAAUAGCUUGCUACGUUGAGCGUAUAUAUUUCUAAUAGGAGAAGGAAAUUCACAGUGAGGCCGGCUAAAAAUUUCCAGUGUCGCCAAAUACGCUCGAUCAGUAGGUAAAGUGAACCUUAGGUACAGCCAGAGGGUCCGAGCCGUCAAAAUCGUCACUGUGGAAUACAUAAACCGUUAAAUUUGUCCAAGCUAGCCGUAUUUGCAACGGUCUAUUUUCGGCUCAGCAAGAGAAUAACCUGAACGAUACGUCGUUAGUUGAGAACGUAACGAAGACGGUCAAUAUCUGCCUAUAGCUGGUCCUAUGCGCCAUUGGUGUGACGCUUCUAACUUGCAUGCGGAUUCUAUAUCCGUCUCUAUAUCUAGUCAUAUAGAAAAGAAUAUCCUAUACCUAUACUCCAUGAUACGGGGACCCUCGAUUGACCGUUUCUCCUGCUCGGCAAGCAAAACAUUAAUCGACCUUGGGUGGACCUUAAUUCAUUCUAUAUACUAGAGAUAGAUAGAUUCAGUUUAAAAUAAGCUGAACUGAGACUACGUACACUAAUGGUGCUUCUGUUUUUGAAGUUUCACGUCCUAGUGCCAUCUAGCCUGCUUCUUACUGAAUAAUAGAAGCAGAAAGAUAGAUAACCCCUCUUACUCAGGGAAAAAAAGAUUGGCCAUGCGAGAGCUUCACAUGUAGCUGAUAACACUGUUUAUCUAUGUGUAUUGGCGAUUACUGAUUUUCUAAACUGUUGUUAUGCUAAGCAUUAUUAUUAUUACCCUUUAGGGAGAGAAUCUAUAAAUGUAAAUGUGUAUAGAGCACCUCAAGAACCGUACAAGACACGUAAAUCACACAACUUACAAAAACGUCGGGACAUCGAAGCUGCGCCAUCUUUAACAAUAUUAGAAUAGGGAUAUGACGUAGUAACGAUAUGAUGAUGAUGGAUAAUGCUAUUAUAUAAUACACAGUUGUACUAUGCGUUAAAAUGAGCUUUGAUUGUGUCCUUCACCCAAUCCAGGAGUAAUAUAGGGUCGUCUGGUGAACAGUACGACCAUAUUGUGUCAACCUGAAUUCUGAACGAUAGAAAUAGCUAUUUCAGGGUGCAAGGUCGUGACUUAUGAAAACGUUGCCAAGCGGACGAUCAGAGUUACGCUACGAGUUCAAUCAGUAGAAGCUAGUUAAUGAACGCUUAAUAAUCUUGUGUAGUUGCUAACUGAGUUUGCAUUAGGUUAAUUUAAUGGGGUUAAUUUACAAACAAACCUAAACACGGCACUCAGAGAUAAUAAUUCGAACUGUACUCAGGAUUUUGACAACAAUGAAGUCGGCGUACGUGGCAUCGGAGCUUGGAAAGAGCUCUUACGAACGUUGGAUCCGAAAAUUGGCUUUAAGACAUGUUUAGUUUGGAUAGAAAACAGAUAAUAUUAAACUGUCCAACAAGAUAACGUGGAACGUUAAAAAUUUUUUUGUGCGUCACAGUCGGCAUGCGCUACGUUACCGUCAUUUCAGGCAACUAACCGUUGUCCAAUGAAAGCCUACCGUACUAACGCAUGGACACCAGCUAAAUUUCAAAUUUUAUUAAACUAUACUCUAUUUUCUAAUUCGUAUAGGAAAGUUCUUAUAAACAGAAGUGUAGCAGGUAACGUACACAUUUCCUUUGCAGCACAAUUAAUGGGAAGUAUAAGAAAAUCUCCUCGGAUCUAAGUCUUUUUUCUCAAAGUUGCAGAUUUUGUUCCGCGCACACUUGAAUACUUGGUCCUCUCUUCAUUUCCAUAUACCACGUCCUAUUUCUCGCUAACACUGCCGCCACUGUCAGAUCCGCUUUAAAGGUCCAAAUAAAAUAACCUAAUGUAAGAAGAUUACAGCCGUUAGCCCACACAUCCCUAUAUUCUGCCGUAUAAUGGUGUUAUGGCAAGAAGCAGAAGAAAUACACUGACAAACGUUGGAUAAUGCGAUCUGAUGAACAUCGACGAGGAUUUGCAGGAGACAUCACUGUCACUAAACACCAAUACUCACCAAGCCGUGAACUCGAAUCCAGCGUAAAGUUAUAAACCAUCAAGUUUAUUGUGAUUAGAUACUUGAAUUCAGCUUUCAACUAAAUUAUGUACAUAAGCCCUGCUUGCUGGACAUACUUAGAAUUAGUUACUAGUUCGGUGACGCAUACACUACGUAAAAUAGGCCCGCCAAACUGGGCAUUUCUUCCUCUCUGUUUCGAUAUAACUCCAGCAGACCUUAUGUAAAGGUAGCACUAAUACGCCAUUACCAACCACCUUUACAGAUAGAAGAUAUCGUAUCGGCAGCAGCAUUCUUGUUUCAAAUAGGCAAAUUAUAAUUAGCUCUUAUGAAAGACCAAAUUUUGGCUUCUGUUAGUAGUUGUUUCACAUAUGCUUAUAUUGAUAAGGUACAGCCUAGAGCUCCUCACGCAAAACAGCAAAAAUGCGUUACAGGUAUCUACUACUAAAACUGGUUCAGCCAAAAAGGCCUACGUACCUUUGCAGUGCACAUGGCAUAUGCACAGAAGAUCCCCCCCCCCCUCCUCAGUGACUUCGGCUAACUAUUUAUUUCCGAAUGGCCGGGCGCCACGUUCGGAUAAAUACGGAAAUAUAGUAUGUUAAUGUAUGUACACUAUAUAUACAUAUAAAUAUCCAUCUCAGCACAGCCAACACAUGUUUUUGUAAAUAGCUCAACUGUUCAUUAGUACGACGGUGUCAAAAUAUACAUAUAUUGAAAAGUCAAGAAAAAUCAAUUGUGCAGGUCAAGAAUACAGCGUGAAGAUACAGAAGUUAACUAUCGUGAUGGAUGACAUCCAAAGGGUCCUAGACGGUCUUGCCAGGUCCGUGAAAGCGAGACACCAAGCUCAGGAAGCAGAGGAACUAACGGAUAAUAGUCAUGCCUAUGCUGGGCCAAGGAAGUUAAAAGAAGACAUACUCAAACGAGAAUAACAGCAAUGCUAACUAUUAUAUCUAAAUAUAUACCAUUGAAGCUAGAUCGAGAAAUAGUGGUGAUAUUAUAAAUCAUGUAAAAUGAAAUACUGGUGUAUAUAAAAUGGGAAAAAAAUACAUCUAUUCGCUAGGCGA